Molecule: messenger RNA, 2523 nt
Organism: Pyrus x bretschneideri (Chinese white pear)
Lineage: Eukaryota; Viridiplantae; Streptophyta; Magnoliopsida; Rosales; Rosaceae
Product: mitotic spindle checkpoint protein MAD1
Exons: 16
Coding region: 163-2337 (724 amino acids)
Biological process (GO): mitotic spindle assembly checkpoint signaling; attachment of mitotic spindle microtubules to kinetochore
Cellular component (GO): nuclear envelope; kinetochore; mitotic spindle
Source: RefSeq, a predicted model, not a curated record
UUUGUUUGAGUUUCAAACUUGAAAAGAAGAAAGAAAGAAAAGACGGUGGCACGAAAGGGCGCCCUCGCCCUCUGCGUUUAAAUUAGCCCACCACUCUCUCUCCUUCUCUGUGCUGUGCUGCUAGAGAGAGAGAGAGGGGUUUAGGUUAAGGAUCGGUUGAAGAUGAUAGUAAGAACUCCCCCGACGAAGAAGCAACGGGCGGCGGCGCCGGAGACGGAGACCCCACCGCCUGCCCCAGGCCCUGGCGCGCUCGUCAUCUUCGAGGACGACCCUCCUCCUCCUUCUUCUUCCCUUCCACCUCCGGAUUCCUCCUCCCACCACUUGCUCUGCACCUACCAAUGCCGCCAAAUGGUUAAAUCAGACUUUAUAGAUGCCUUGAGCGACGCGGAGAAGCAAGCUUCUGAUUAUCAAUCUAAAUUGGCAGCUUUAAAUGAGAACUUUUGCAGAGUUGAAUCUGAGAGGAAGAAAUAUCUGGAUCAAUUUUUGUAUGCGGAACAAGAACUUGCUGCUGCAAAGGGACGUGAACAGGCUCUGCAGGAGCAGCUUUUGAAGGAGGUGCACGAUUCUCAUCAAAGAUUGACUAAACAAUUACAAUCAAACGGUGAACUUGAGGUGAAGCUUCAAAAUGAAAUGAACCUUCGCAUGAAAGCUGAGUCUUCAGCAGCUUUGGCUGAGGAGAAAGCAAGUGUUGUAGAGGGGAAACUGAGACAUCUUUCUGAAAGCAUAGAGAGGGAAAAAAAGCGUCUCAAUAACGAUUUUUCCCAGCUGAAAGGAGAAUCCAAGCUUUCUGUGUCUAGAAUAACUGCAGAUCUUGAACGAAUGGAAUGCAGAGCUCAUAAUGCUGAGAAAGAAUCAGAGCUAUUGAAAAAGCAGCUGGAUGAUAUUAAGAAACAACUUAGCGAGUGCGUGCAACAAAAAAGCGAAAUGGAGAAGAAACUGUCGAGUUUUACUUUUCAAGAAGUUGAAUCCACGGAGAAUAAUAUUCUAGUUAAACAUCUGCAAGAAGAGCUUAGAAACUUUGAUGCUGAAGUGAGGGAAGCAAGAAAGCUGAAGUUGGCUCAUGAAAAUGUUGAGUUAUUGAAGGAAAAAUUGUUGGAAGAAAAGGGCCGUAGAGAGAGGGCAGAGGCAGAGUUAUCCAAACUACAAGAAUUACAGCUUAGUAUGAAGAAGUUGGAGGAUGAAUUGACAUCUUGGAAGUUGAUAAGUCAAGACAUUCCAGGCGUGUCAUGUUCUGAGGAUGUACCUGUUAAAUUUGCAGCCUUACAAAAAGAGGUAAUUGAUAGCAUGAUGAAAGUGGGUGAGGCUAAUGCUGCCUUGAAACAAUUGGAGGUAGCUCUAGAUGCUGCAAAAAUUGAUAAACAAAAUGCUGAAAUAGAGGCUACACUGGCCAAAGAGAAGGUCGAUGUAUCAAAAUCAGAGGUUAAGCACAUUGAAUUGAUGCUCUCUAUGGUUACUGAGGAAAGAGAUAAGUUGAGAAAUGUCCUUAAUGGACUGAAGUCGGCAAAGAAUGAUGAAGCUGGAGAUGAAGCAGCCAGUCAAACUUUUCUUCAGGAGGUUGAAUCAUCACUUGCAACGAAAGAGGCCUACAUUAAAGAAUUGGAAUGUGGUCUGUGUGAACAAAAAGAAGUUAAUAGUAGUCAACGUGAAGAAAUAAAGUUGCUUAAUGAGAGGUUGAACAAUGACGCUAGAAGAAUAAAGUCAUUGGAGAGGGAGAGCGAUCGACUUCGUUCAGAGAUCGCUCUGCUGGAGUCCAAGAUUGGUCAUGGCGAUUUCUCUGCUGCAAAUACUAAAGUUUUAAGAAUGGUGAAUACUCUUACGGUUGAUAAUGAAGCAAAACAAACUAUUGAGGCAUUACAAACUGAGUUACAGAAGACAAAGGAGAAGUUACAAGCUGUUGAAGAAUUGAAAAGUCAAUCAGGUGAUGCUGGAACAUUGGUGGAUUCCUACAUAUCUGGGAAGAUAGUGCAGUUGAAAGAACAAAUUGCAACUCUGGAAAAACGUGAAGAAAGGUACAAGACUGUUUUUGCCGACCGAAUUUCAGUGUUCAGGAGGGCAUGUUGUGAGCUCUUUGGUUACAAGAUUGUGAUGGAUGAACACCAGCGUCCCAAUGGAAUCCCUGUUACACGUUUUACCCUCCAAUCUAUAUAUGCGCAAAGUGAUGAUGAGAAGCUUGAAUUUGAAUAUGAAUCAGGGAGCACAAACAUUUUGGCAAAUGAUUACACCUCGCAGUCUGAGAUAUCUCAACAGGUUGAGAUAUUUAUUCGGAAGUUGAAUUCAAUCCCAGCUUUCACUGCCAACUUAACAGUGGAGUCUUUCAACCGGCGAACCCUGACUUAAAAGCAAUUCAACUUUGAUUUCUACUACAGAUGAAUCACCAAGGUUGUAUAUUUGACUUAUCAUGUUUGAAACACAAAUUGUGUAGCAGGUAUGCCAUUUAUAUAGGUUUGUCUUUUCUCUGGAUACUGUGAACAGUCCUUUUCUAAGAAGAAGUUACGAAUGGAAAAACUAUCAAAUAUUUAACCC